AUGUCACCGCCUCAACGCAUUCCCUCUGCCCUGAGAGUGAGAUUAUAUUUUACAACUUCUCCUGAAUCACUUUUUGACAGCAGCUUACAGGUGCUUUCUCCAGGAGUGAAUCCUACACAUAAUGACCAGGUCUGCAGUACGUGGGGUAAUUUCCACUUCAAGACCUUUGAUGGAGACAUCUUUCAGCUACCCUCCACCUGCAACUAUGUUCUGACCUCACUGUGCCAUAGCAAUUAUGAGGAUUUCAACAUCCAGAUGAGGCGGCAGGUGGUAGACAACCAGCCAACCAUUAGCAAGAUCACAAUGAGGCUAGAUGGCCUAGUAGUGGAGCUAUCCAAGGGAUCCAUUGUUGUUAAUGGGAAGAAGACCACCUCACCAUUCAGCCAGUCUGGCAUUCUCAUUGAAGAAACUCCCUCUUACAUCAAGAUCUCAGCUAAACUGGGAUUUGUAGCCAUAUGGAACCAGGAGGAUUCUUUCAUGGUGGAGAUGGACAUCAAAUUCAGAAAUCAGACCUGUGGUCUGUGUGGAGAUUUUAAUGGCCUUCAGCAAUUUGAUGAAUUCCAUAGUCAUGGUAUGACAUUGUCACCUGCCGACUUUGGAAACUUCUGGAAAUUGGAUGGUCCAACUGAAAGUUGUACUGAAAACCCUCUGCUUUCAAAUCAGAAAUGCACCAAUCUGAAACCCGUUUGUGAGCAUUUGUUCUCCAGCCCUGCCUUCAGUAGCUGUAAGGACUUGUUGGCUGUUGACUCAUUUGUUGGAUCCUGUGAGUCUGACUUGUGCCACUGUGAUAACCACACCAAGUCUUUCUGCCUGUGCAACACCAUCUCAGAGUACUCCCGCCAAUGUCUUCAUGCAGGAGGGAAGCCCAAACAAUGGAGGACUGAAAAGUUCUGUUUUAAGACAUGCCCCUUUAACAUGGAGUACCAGGAGUGUGGAAACCCCUGUGUUGAUACCUGCUCCAACCCAGAGAGAGGCCAGCUGUGUGAGGACCACUGCUCAGAUGGCUGCUUUUGUCCUCCAGACACUGUUUUUGAUGACGUCAACAAGAAUGGUUGUAUUGCUUUGAGUCAAUGCUCCUGCCGCCACAAUGGAAAAUCCUAUGCACCAGGAGAGUCUUAUUCAAGCACUUGUAAAGAUUGUUCCUGUAGUGGUGGUCAGUGGAAGUGUAAGGACAAGGACUGUCCUGGAACCUGCUCUGUAGAGGGGGGAUCCCACAUUAACACCUUUGAUGGGAAAGCAUACACCUUCCAUGGGGACUGCUCCUAUGUUCUGACCAAGGACUGUUAUGGGAUGCAAUUCACUGUCCUGGGAGAUCUGGUAAAGUGCGGGCUUUCUGACAGUCAGACUUGUCUAAAAGCUGUUACACUGGCUCUCUCAGGAGGAACCACUGUAAUCAACAUACAGGAAAAUGGAAAAGCCUUUGUAAAUGGAAUCUAUUCCCAGCUACCUUUUUCUGCUGCUGGACUAACCAUUCUCAGAGCUUCCUCAUUUUUCAUCAUUGUCCAGACCACUUUUGGCCUCCAGUUGGAAAUCCAAAUCUCACCAAUCUUGCAGGUCUAUAUUGCUGCAAGCACAUUUUGGCAGCAGAAAACGUGUGGCCUGUGUGGAAAUUUCAACAACAACCAAGGAGAUGAUCUUAAGGGCCUGAGUGGAGUGACUGAGGGCACAGCUAUUGGUUUUGCAAACACUUGGAAAACACGAGCCAGCUGCCCAGACAUCACAAGAAGCUUUGAAAGCCGGAGUCUAAGUCUUGAAAAUGAGAAAUAUGCCCAACACUGGUGCUCUCAGAUUGCUGAUCCUAAAGGGUUGUUUGCUCCCUGCCAUGCAACAAUAAGCCCAGACAUGUACAAAGAAAACUGCAUGUAUGACACCAAUAACUGUGAGAAGAGUGAGGACUGCAUGUGUGCUGCAGUCUCCUCUUAUGUCCACGCUUGUUCUGCGGAGGGUAUCCAGAUUAAAAACUGGAGGGACACUAUCUGCACAAAAUACUCCACCUCCUGCCCCAGCACAAUGGUCUACACCUACAGCAUAAAAAGCAAUGGUCGUUCCUGCCGCUGCAACAGUGACCCUGACUAUACCUGUUCUGUUACCUUUGAGCCUGUGGAUGGGUGUGUCUGUUCUGAGGGUACCUUCCAGGAUGAUGAAGGCAAGUGUGUACCACCAGCCAGCUGCCCUUGUUAUUACAAGGGCUCAGUAGUGCCCCCUGGAAAUGUCAUCAGCAAGGACCAAAGCAUGUGCACUUGCACGGAGGGCAAAAUCCAUUGUAUUGGAGAUUCAUCAGAUCACUCAUCAUGUGUUGCCCCAAUGGUUUUCUUCAACUGCUCAAAAGCGAGCCCGGGAGUGAGAGGAUUAGAGUGUCAGAAGAGCUGCAAUAUUCUGGAUAUGGCCUGUAUCAGCACAGAAUGUAUAUCAGGCUGUAUGUGUCCUUCUGGUCUGGUAUCUGAUGGAAAAGGAGGUUGCAUCCAGCCAGAUCUUUGUCCUUGUUCUCACAAUGGUGCUGUUUACCAACGCGGAGACAGCAUAAAGGUUGACUGCAAUACCUGUACUUGUAAAGACAGAAGAUGGCAGUGCACAACAAAUCUGUGCCAUGGAACUUGUGCCAUUUAUGGAGAAGGACACUACAUUACUUUUGAUGAGAAACGAUACACUUUUGAAGGAGACUGUGAAUACAUUCUUACAGAGGACUACUGUGGUAACAACAAUACCAAUGGCAGCUUCAGAGUCAUCACUGAGAACGUCCCUUGUGGAACAACAGGAACCACCUGCUCCAAGGCAAUCAAGAUCUUCCUGGGGAACAACGAAUUAAUCCUGACAGAGGGGAAGUACCAGGUCAUUGAGAGAAAUAGAGGGGAGGAGGUACCUUACCAGAUUUACACAAUGGGCAUCUACCUUGUAAUAGAAGCCCAAAGUGGUUUGAUUCUCAUGUGGGACAGGAAAACAAGCAUGUUCAUCAAGCUUAGUCCACAGUUUAAGGGAAAUGUCUGUGGUCUGUGUGGCAACUAUGAUGGCAAUGCAAAAAAUGACUUCACUUCAAGGAACCAGGAAGUUGUUGUCAAUCCUCUAGACUUUGGAAAUAGCUGGAAAGUCUCUGCAAGUUGCCCCGAUGCUAAAAGUGAAAGGAACCCCUGUACUGCUAACCCUUACAGGCAGUCUUGGUCACAAAGGCAGUGCAGCAUCAUCCAGAGUGACGUUUUCACAGCCUGCCAUUCUAAAGUGGAUCCCUCUCCUUACUACGAUGCUUGUGUGAGAGACUCAUGUGGUUGUGAUAGUGGUGGAGACUGUGAGUGCUUCUGUACCGCCGUGGCAGCUUAUGCAAUGGCUUGCAAUGAGGCUGGAGCCUGCAUAGCCUGGAGAAAACCAGAAAUAUGUCCACUGUUCUGUGAUUACUACAACCCCCCUGGAGAAUGUGAAUGGCACUACAAGCCAUGUGGAACUGAUUGUAUGAAGACCUGCAGAAACCGCUCCGGGAACUGUUCCACUCAGAUACCACCUCUUGAAGGUUGCUAUCCAAAGUGUCCUCCUGAUCAGCCCUUCUUUGAUGAAGACACAAUGAAGUGUGUGAAGAUCGAGCAGUGCGGCUGCUAUGACAGUGAUGGAAUACACUACAAUAAUGGAGAAAAAGUGCCUGUCAAAGAAAACUGCCAGACAUGUUACUGUAAUUCCGAGACAGUGGACUGCAAAUAUGAUGUAGAAGCUUGCACUUGCACCUACAAUGGGACCAAAUACACCUACGGACAAACCAUUUACGACACCACAGAUGGUAACUACAAGUCAUCCAACAACAGUCACCACAACUCCAACCACAACUCAGCCUCUCAACACUACUAUGACUCCUACCACUCCUACAAAAUCUACUACACUGUCAACGUCAACUGCUCCUACUACAACUGA
This is a messenger RNA of Esox lucius (northern pike), 3891 nucleotides long. RefSeq names its product mucin-5B. NCBI's taxonomy places the organism in Eukaryota, Metazoa, Chordata, Actinopteri, Esociformes, Esocidae. The record is from RefSeq and is a predicted model, not a curated record. Gene Ontology annotation, molecular function: protein binding. Gene Ontology annotation, cellular component: extracellular matrix. The coding region runs from base 1 to 3891 and encodes 1296 amino acids. The transcript is spliced from 30 exons.